This is a messenger RNA of Rhincodon typus (whale shark), 1754 nucleotides long. RefSeq names its product zinc finger and BTB domain containing 44 (gene zbtb44). Bases 186 to 1754 code for a protein of 522 amino acids. Gene Ontology annotation, molecular function: DNA-binding transcription factor activity, RNA polymerase II-specific; protein binding; RNA polymerase II cis-regulatory region sequence-specific DNA binding. The transcript has 5 exons. Lineage: Eukaryota; Metazoa; Chordata; Chondrichthyes; Orectolobiformes; Rhincodontidae. Gene Ontology annotation, biological process: regulation of transcription by RNA polymerase II; positive regulation of gene expression. The record is from RefSeq and is a predicted model, not a curated record.
AAACAAACCCCCGGCUCGAGCGGGCGGAUAGUGGCGGUUGCUCUGGGAGAGGGGGGGGGAAAAAAAGAGGUGUCGAGGCCGAGACCGGACAGACGGAGCUGCGACACUGGCCGCGCAGUAAGCAGCGGGGGCUUGUAAUUUAACGGUACUCGAGACAAGGGUAUUGAACACAAGGAGAACAAAUAAUGGGUCUAAAAACCUUUACACACAAUUCUCCAGUCCAUGGUCAAGAGCUUCUUGGAAAAUUAAACAAACUUCGUAAUGAAGGACAUUUUUGUGAUGUUACAAUUCGAGUUCAGGAUAAGGUCUUCAGAGCCCACAAGGUGGUACUUGCUGCUUGCAGUGAAUUCUUCAGGGCAAAACUUAUAAAUCAAUCAGAUGCGGAUGAGUGCAUUUUAGAUUUGAAUCAUGUGACUGUUAGUGGGUUUUCGCCAUUGCUAGAAUAUGCAUACACUGCUACACUUGCCAUUAAUACUGAGAACAUUAUUGAUGUCUUGGCUGCUGCAAGCUAUAUGCAGAUGUUUCAUGUAGCAAAUACCUGUUCAGAGUUCAUGAAAUCAAGUAUUCUGUGGAAUACAAGUAGUAAUCCACCAGGAUCUGUUCCUCCAUUAUCUCAGGAGAAUAGUGGAGCUUGCAUCGUUCAGUCCCAUGAUGACAGCUUAUCACCAGUGUCGUCAGAAUGUAGUUCAGUUGAGAAGAAUAAGCCCAGGGAGUCUCGCCGAAAGCGAAAGAACUUCAUAAUGAUAUCGCCAGAGAGUCCUACUGAAUCUGCUGCUCAGCCCAACUGUUCACAAGUUUUAAACCCUUCAGUGACCUUUUCAGAUAGCAACAGGACCCAGCAGUGUGUAGACUCAUCUGUGUCAUUUCAGUGGACGUACCCAUUGGGAAGUGAUCGACGGACCCAAACUGAAAAAAGUAAACAAACAGAAAAUGCUAGGAUCUUGGAACAGACCGUUAACACAGAGGUAACAGGAAGACUACCUGAAUUCACUGCUUGUGAAAGCACAAAAGCAACAUCACCCCCUAUAAUAGAAGAUGAUGUACGGAUCAAAGUUGAAAGGUUGAGUGAUGAUGAGGGUCAUGAAGUGGUGUCACAACCUGUUAGUGCUUCUCAAAGUUCACUUAGUGACCAUCAAACUGUACCAGGAAGUGAACAAGUUCAGGAAGAUUUAUUGAUCAGCCCACAGUCUUCCUCUAUAGGUUCAGUAGAUGAAGGAGUUACAGAAGGUUUACCAACUCUUCAAGGCACUUCCAAUGCCAACAAUCACCCAGAUGAUGAUGAUAGAUUGGAGAGUGGACAGUACUCCUACCAGCUAUACAUCAACCCUUCCACAAGUGGCACAGAGAGACCCAGCCCAAACGGUCCUGAUAAACCUUUUCAGUGCCCCACAUGUGGUGCGAGAUUCACUCGUAUCCAGAACCUCAAACAGCACAUGCUUAUUCACUCAGGUAUAAAACCCUUCCAGUGUGACAGAUGUGGAAAAAAGUUCACAAGAGCGUAUUCCUUAAAGAUGCAUCGUCUCAAGCAUGAAGGCAAACGAUGUUUCCGAUGCCAGAUAUGUAGUGCAACAUUUACUUCAUUUGGGGAAUAUAAACACCAUAUGCGUGUUUCAAGGCACAUUAUUCGAAAACCAAGAAUCUAUGAGUGUAAAACAUGUGGUGCCAUGUUUACUAAUUCUGGAAACUUAAUUGUACACCUGAGGAGCCUGAAUCAUGAAGCAUCUGAACUGGCGUCCUACUUCCAGGGAAGGUAA